GCUCUCUCUACAUACAGUGUUGAUGUACCGGGCUGAGGCUCUGGAAGACUUUACCGGCCCAGAUUGCCGUUUUGUGAAUUUUAAAAAAGGAGACCAUGUCCAUGUCUACUAUAAACUGGCGGGGACCUCGCCGGAAGUUUGGGCUGGAACUGUUGGACGUAUUUUUGGAUAUUUUCCAAAGGAUUUACUUCAGGUAGUCCAUAAAUACACGAAAGAAGAGCUACAAAUUCCAGCAGAUGAGACAGAUUUUGUUUGCUUUGAUGGGGGAAGAGACACUUUUGAUAACUACAAUGUAGAAGAACUUCUAGGAUUUUUGGAUUUGCACAAUCCUGCAACUAGAGAUUCUGAGAAAGCUCUAGAGAAAACCUCUCAGCCUGUGGAAGAGCCUCCUGAAGUACCUGAAGAAAGUGACCCUGAACCUGACUCAGUACAAGCUACCUCAGAAGAAAGAGAAAGUGUUUUCUCAGAAAGCACCAAGGAACUCCAGGACCGUCCUGAGGCUCCGAAGAACCACCCCCCUGUGAACAGUCCAAGAAAUCACCCUCAGGGAGAACAAUCCUCAUUGGAACCGCUGGAAGAAAUGCUUCGAGAUAACUUAAACGCGUCAGCCAGCGAAAACAACUCAGCCAGCAAUAGCUCUCAGCUCUCCAGUGAGCAGAAGACGGAUGCUUAUAAACUUUUGAAAAAAGAAAUGACCGUGGACUUGAAAACCAAAUUUGGCUCAACUGCUGAUGUACUUGUGUCUGAUGACGAGACAACCAGGCUCGUUACUUCCUUAGAAGACGAUUUUGAUGAGGAAUUAGAUGCUGAGUACUACGUAGUUGGGAAGGACGAAGAGGAAGAGGAUGAAGAAGACUUUGAUGAGUUGCCAUUACUAACCUUCACAGAUGGAGAGGAUUUGAGAAUGCCAGUGGAAUCUGAAGUUGAGAAAUAUUCAACCGAUAAAGAGCAGAAUUCAAGUGAAGAGGAUGAGGGGGAGGUAACUCAGCCCCUUGGCAUCAAAAAGGGCGAUAAAAGUAUGCUAACAUCUUUGGAGGAUACUGUCUUCUCUGCUGUCACAGAGGGUGCAGAGCAAACAGGUAUGGAUUUUGAGAGUUCUGAUUCAGAGGGAGAAGAGGAAGGUGAGGAUGGAUUAAUCCCAGACAGCAAAUGGGGGAAACCACAAUCAGCAGCAGAUGAUAAUGACCCUGAAAAGGCAGAAGAUGUAGUUCCUAAAACAAAUAAUGACAAAAACCCAGUAAUGGACACAGAACUUCAUAUUAAAGGAAAGGGGAGGACAGUUGAGGAGUCCAACAGGGACCUGGUGGAAGGUAAGAAAGGAUUGGAGGAUGGAAAGAAAGAAGACAGGACUCUGCCUGGUUCUAUGCAAAGCAGUAACCUCAACUCUUUGCCAGCUACUGAAAAGGGUAAAGAAAUAUUAAAAUCAGCCUUUCAUAACAAAGAAAAUGACCUAAAAGGAGCAGCUGUUCAUAUCUCAAAAGGAAUGGCCCGUGAAGAGAAGCCUGGAGAACAGAUUUCGGAAGGUGGCUCAGUGAAUGCAUGGAAACAUAGAGCUGCAGGGAAUGAAAUGAAGGAAGAAAAGAUUAAACAGGAAGCCAUGGAUGGUACACGGCUCCUGGGAGAUAAUGAGCAUAAUGCAUCCAGAGACAGUGUGGAGAAGGGAAUAGAUGUUUCCGGAAAUGGACCAGAACAACACAUGCCCGCAGCGGAGCAUCCAAGUGAGGAAUUUAAAGAGGAACAGCUUCUUAAAACUCAAAAUCAACCUAGGUUCUCCUCUCCCGAUGAAAUUGGUUUGUCAGCAGAACUGGAAGAUGAGGGUUCCAUUCUGGGAAGAAACCUGUCCGGGCAGCCGGGAGGAGAUGUGGCUGCUGCAGUUAAUACGGAAGUGAAGGGGAAGACAAGGCUGAAUGAGGAAGAGGUCACAGGUGACACCUUCAGUGAAGAGCUUGUUCAUCCACAGCCAGGCACUCCGGAAGCGGCAGCAGCAGGCCAGACUGAUAGCGCAGAAGUACCAGGUUUCCAUCCUGAACAACCAGAGGCAGAGGAGGAAGAUUCCAGCGCUGAAGAACUGCUGGAGGACGAAAAUGCUGUAAGUGCAAAACAGUCUAAAGAAAAAGGCCCUGGGAUGCAGGACAGGCAGUUAGAUGUUAAUCCACAAGUCUCUGGAAGUGGAAUUUUCGACGCCAUAAAUACUAACGUAGACACUGAAGAAAACAAAGAAAACACUAGUAAUAUUUUGGAAACUGAAAGCAAAAAUGAAACUGAGGGCAGAGGGGUAGGCACGCUAGGCAAGGAACCUGGUGGCCCGGAGGUAGAAACAGAAGAAAGCCCUCCUGCAGGUAAGAAAGCACAGGGACCAUCUGAAGGGAGUGACUUUCCUGACAAGAGAAAAUACCAGACUCCGGAGUCAGGUGAAGUACUUCGGAGUCAAGACCCUGGUUAUCUUAAAGAAGACCACCCUAAGGAACACCCAAAGACCUCGGGGUUCGCAGAGAAGCCUGGGGGAGAGCUCUCGAAAGCGGGCCAGGAGGACACAGAGAGGUCCAUGGACACACAGAGCCAGGGGGCUGCUGCUGAGGCACGUGAAGGCGACGUCCCCGGGGCUGCACACACAACCGCAGAGCACAGCCCCCACAGGGAGGACCUGCCUAUCAUCAGCAGCUUCUUUAAGGAGCAGCAGUCCCUGCAGCGGUUCCAGCAGUACUUUGAUGUCCACGAGCUGGAGGCCAUGCUCCAAGAAAUGUCGCGAAAGCUGAAGUCGGCACAGCGGGACAGCCUUCCCUACAAUGUGGAGAAAGUCCUGGAUAAGGUCUUCCGGGCGUCUGAGUCACAGAUUUUGAACGUAGCAGAGAAAAUGCUCGAUGCUCUUGUGACCGAAUGGAGAGAUUCGGGAAUGAAAGAGCGUAACAUUCUCGAAGAGGCUGCAGUGCUAGACGAUGUUCAGGACCUGAUCUAUUUUGUCAGGUACACACACUCCACAGGGGAGGAGACUGGACCACUGGCAACGACACAGCCUCCAGAGGGAGGCUGGGGGGGACCAGCAGAAGUGAUACAGCCACCGCUGGAAGAUAAUUUCCCACAAGAGAACAUAGAAGAUCUCAAAAUGCAGAUUCCUGAGGAGGCUGGCCAUUCAGAUCAACCCGUGACUAGUCACGUGGGUGUCUUAGAAGUGCCACAGAAGCCAAAUACUGAGAAAGAUGAACACCCAGGGAUAUUUGUAACCGAAAGCACUCCUGACUAUUUUGUUGAUGGAAAAGAGCAACUAGAAAUACGUGUCGAAGAGCCAGCUAGCGCCACGCCUGUCAUGGUUUAUUUGACUAAGACGCUGCUUUCUACACUGCCUGGUGAUGUUCAGUCCGGGCCUGAUUUUUAUGGACUGCCAUGGAAGCCUGUACUUAUCACGGCCUUCUUGGGAAUUCUUUCAUUUGUCAUUUUCUUCUGGAGAACCAUCCUUGCUGUAAAGAGCCAUGUGUACCAAGUCACUGAACAACAAAUUUCUGAGAAGCUGAAGAUGCUCAAGAAAGAAAACGCAGAUCUUGUACAAAAAUUGUCAAAUUAUGAGCAGAAGGUCAAGGAAUCAAAGAAGCAUGUUCAAGAAACCAAGAAACAAAAUAUGAUUCUCUCUGAUGAAGCCACUAAAUUCAAGCAUAGAAUCUUAUAUCCCAGUGUCCCUACUGAAAUCCUGAUAUAUUUUGUGUUCUUUUCCACAUGGCAGAUAUCGGAAAACAAGAUAUCGUUAGAGAAGUUAAAGGAUGUUAUUGCAAUGAAUGCCUCAGAACUUUCAGAGGUUCAGAUUGCCCUUAACGAAGCUAAACUUAGUGAAGAGAAGGUGAAGUCCGAAUGCCACCGGGUUCAAGAGGAAAAUGCUAAGCUUAAGAAGAAGAGAGACCAGUUGCAGCAGGAAAUCAAAGACUUGAAUAAAUCCCACGCUGAGCUCAGUGAGCAAAUCAAAUCAUUUGCGAAGUCUCAGAAAGAUAUGGAAGUAACUCUUACUCAAAAGGAUGAUAAUAUCAAUGCUUUGACGAAUUGCAUCACACAGUUGAAUCGGUUAGACUGUGAAUCUGAAUCUGAGCAUCAACAUAAAACAGGAAAUGAAUCAGAUGAACUAGCAAACGGGGAAGUGGGAGGUAAGAGGGGUUUCAGGCAGGCUAGUCCUCUUUCUGCCUUCCUGUCUUUAAUCAAUAACCAGUGCGCCUUUAGAGUUGUGGGCGCACGUCGCUGGAUCUGUGUGUGCGUCCGUGUGCGCUGGGCAGAGAUUGCAUUGGAAAGAGAAAGAAUGGUUUUCGGUGUUCGUGUUUCCCACCCUCAAGUUGCCCAGUCCUUGUGCACACGCAGCUCACACGUGUUCUCCUCUGCAGACCAAAUAAAGAAGUUGGAAGACGAGCGCAGCUCCCUGCAGGCCGCUAAGGCCGGGCUGGAGGAGGAGAACAAGACCCUGAAGCAGAAGGUGGAGAUCCUGAACGAGCUCUACCAGCAGAAGGAGAUGACGCUACAGAAGAAGCUGAGCCAAGAGGAGUUUGAGCGGCGAGAAAGGGAGCAGCGGCUGUCAGCGGCCGACGAAAAGGCGGUUUCAGCGGCAGAGGAGAUAAAAACCUACAAGUGGAGAAUCGAAGAGCUGGAGGAUGAAUUGCAGAAAACGGAGCGCUCCUUUAAAGACCAGAUUUCUGCUAAUGAGAAGAAAGCGCACGAGAACUGGCUCAAAGCUCGUGCGGCAGAAAGAGCUAUGGCUGAAGAGAAGAGGGAAGCAGCCAAUUUGAGACACAAGUUAUUAGAAUUGACCCAGAAGAUGGCGAUGCUGCAAGAACCUGUGAUUGUAAAACCAAUGCCCGGGAGGCCCAGCACACAGAACCCUCCACGGAGAGGCCCCCUGAGCCAGAAUGGCUCUUUCGGCCCCUCACCCGUGAGUGGUGGAGAAUGCUCCCCGCCACCGAGAGACCCACCCACGAGACCUCUCUCUGCCACGCUCAGUCGAAGAGAUGUGCCCAGAAGUGAAUUUGGUUCAGUGGACGAGCCUCCACCUCCUCUCCAGUGCUCUGAGGCACCUGGGAGCCCCUCUGCCUCUGACCCCGGGUCUGGUGCAGCUCCCAUGAUGAACAGCAGCCCAAGAAGCGCGUCCCCGUCCAGGGUGGGUGAGGGCAAGGUGAAUAUGGCUGCAGAAGGGCCCCCUCCAUUCCCAGGCGUGCCCCUCAUGGGAGGCCCUCUACCACCGCCCAUUCGCUAUGGACCACCUCCUCAGCUCUGCAGGCCUUUCGGGCCUCGGCCAUUUCCUCCACCGUUUGGUCCUGGUUUCCGGCCACCUCUAGGCUUAAGGGAAUACCCACCGGGCGUGCCACCGGGGAAACGGGACGUGCCUUUCGACCCUCGAGGAUUUGUACCGGGACACCCUCAUUUUAGACCUGGAGGCUCCCCUGGCCCUCGGGAGUACUUCGCUCCUGGCCCCCGACUACCGCCCCCGAGCCACGGCCCCCCGGAGUACCCUUCACCUGCUGCAAGAGACUCACUGCCUCCUGGAUCCAGAGAGGAGCCCCCACCUGCCUCUCAGAGCGGCAGCCAGGGCCCCUCCCAGACCUUGAAGCAGAGCCCAUAACUCCGACACACAGCCGGAGAGGAAGUGGACUGUGCACUACCCAUUACAGUCUCAAAUCCAAACGUUUCAAUAAAGUUAGUUUUUAGACCUAAGCUGCCCCGGCAGUGUGCAUUUUUGAGCCAAACAAUGAAAAAAUACCAUUUCUCCCCUCAAAUGAACAUCACCUCGUAAGCUAGAACCCCCUCCCAACUUUGAAAUGUGCAAUAAAGAAUACCUGUGUCUUAGUUCGUGUAGCCUAUGUAACUGUUCAAUGAUUUAGGACGUCAUGAAAAAUAUGAACAUUUCCUGUGGAAAUGCCAUAAGAACAUGUAUUUCCAUUUAUUAUCCUGUUUUUAGUGGACACCAGUUGAACGCAGAGCAACGGUGUUCAUAAGCUUGAAUUUUUAAAGUAUCUGGUCGCAAGGACUGUUACGCUAAAAAUGUUUACUAAGAAAUCACUGAACUUUAUCUCCCCUCUUGCUGAAGUUCUUUGUAGUGGAAGUUCAUUAAAAUUUGGUUAUUAAUGUUU
Myotis davidii is the source of this 6095-nucleotide messenger RNA. It is a transcript of the gene MIA3, whose product is annotated as melanoma inhibitory activity family member 3. Gene Ontology annotation, molecular function: protein binding. The record is from RefSeq and is a predicted model, not a curated record. Gene Ontology annotation, cellular component: endoplasmic reticulum membrane; endoplasmic reticulum exit site. Gene Ontology annotation, biological process: endoplasmic reticulum to Golgi vesicle-mediated transport; vesicle cargo loading; protein secretion. Lineage: Eukaryota; Metazoa; Chordata; Mammalia; Chiroptera; Vespertilionidae. The transcript has 26 exons. The coding region runs from base 23 to 5587 and encodes 1854 amino acids.